GAGUCCAGGCUCUGCUUCAUUCUUUCCUCUCCAUCCAGAGCAGGCACACACCUCCACCAUGGCCCACUACUCUCGCUCCACCGUCUUUUCCAGCGGCAAUCGCAUCGGCUCCAUGAGGGCACCCAGCGUUUAUGGCGGCGCCGGAGGCCAGGGAGUCCGCAUCUCCAGCAUGAGCGCCCCAAGAAGCUUCUCCUCCUCUGCCGGUGCAGGAUUUUCUGCUGCAGGCUCAGGUGCCGGUGCAGGCUUCAACCUGGCCGACGCCCUCGACGUCACCGACAACAAGAAAAUGGCCAUGCAGAACCUGAACGACCGCCUGGCCUCCUACCUGGAGAAGGUGCGCAAGCUGGAGCAGGCCAACGCCGAGCUGGAGCUGAAGAUCAGACAGUUCCUGGAGAGCAAGACCACACCCCAGGGCCACGACUGUGCCGCAUUCAAGGUCACCAUCAGCGACCUGCAGGACCAGAUCUUGCUUGCCACCCGUACCAAUGGAUCUCUCUACCUGGCCAUCGACAAUGCCAAGCUGGCUUCUGAUGACUUCAGGGUCAAGUUUGAGAACGAGCUCGCCAUGCGUCAGUCAGUGGAGGCCGACAUCGCCGGCCUGAAGAGGCUCCUGGAUGAGCUGACUCUGGGAAGAUCCGACCUGGAGAUGCAGAUCGAAUCUCUGAGGGAAGAACUCAUCCAACUCAAGAGGAAUCACGAGGAGGACCUGAUCGCUCUGAGGACCCAGGUAGGAGGUCAGGUCAACGUGGAGGUGGACGCCGCUCCUCAGCAGGACCUGUCCGUCGUCAUGGCCGGAAUCAGAGAACACUACGAGACCGUUGCCAACAAGAACCGCAGAGACCUCGAGUCCUGGUUCCAGGCCAAGUCCGAGGAGCUCAAUAAGGAGGUCGCGGUGAGCACAGAGACUCUUCAGACAACUCGCUCGGAGGUCACAGAGGUCAAACGCUCCCUGCAGGGCCUGGAGAUCGAACUCCAAAGUCAGCUCAGCAUGAAAGCGUCACUGGAGGGAACCCUCGCCGACACCCAGGCCCGGUACAGCAACAUGCUGACAGGUUAUCAAAGGCAGGUGACGGGUCUGGAGAACCAGCUGGCCCAGCUGAGAGCCGACCUGGAGCGGCAGGGACAGGAGUACCAGGCUCUGCUGGACAUCAAGACCAGACUGGAGAUGGAGAUCGCCGAGUACAGGAGGCUGCUGGACGGAGAGCUGCUCACGCCGACUUCCACAACAACAACAUCAACAACGCGUAAAGUCGUGAUCGUCACCAAAGAGAUCGUGGACGGAGAGGUCGUCUCUGAGACCCACUGAGCCGGCAAACGUCCGUCAACACGCUGUGAACCGUUCAUCUGAGAAAACAUGAAUAAAACACGUCCGAUGAACUGAAACAUG
Larimichthys crocea (large yellow croaker) is the source of this 1387-nucleotide messenger RNA. Its product is annotated as keratin, type I cytoskeletal 13. Gene Ontology annotation, molecular function: structural molecule activity. The record is from RefSeq and is a predicted model, not a curated record. Bases 59 to 1306 code for a protein of 415 amino acids. The transcript has 7 exons. NCBI's taxonomy places the organism in Eukaryota, Metazoa, Chordata, Actinopteri, Sciaenidae. Gene Ontology annotation, cellular component: cytoskeleton.